AUGAAAACUAAGGAUUUUCCCCAUAAUAAUUUCAAUACUAUUGAAGACAUACUCUUGUCAAGCAUCUCUAUAAUUCAAAAAAGUGUUAAAGAUAUCAUUGAACGAGAUAACAAACUAUCCACUUAUGAAAAAAAUGGAAACAACAUCAAUCUCAGAUUAUAUUACCCAAACCACCAAAUAUCCGAUGAACAUAUAAUUCAUUUCAGCAAAUACACAGAUAUAGAAAAGAUCUCAUUCGACAAAAAGAAAAAGAAAACUCUCUUUAUCUCUCUCUCAAAAGAAAACCUACAUAAUCUCCUUAAUGAAAGAGAUACCACCAACAAGAUGAACAAGUUCAUCACGCACUGUGACGAUUACCAUAUGGUAAUUGGAAAUUUUUAUGUUCUCAAAAUAUGUGCAUAUGUAGCUGCUUUGGUGAUUGUUGAAAAAUAUAUUUUAUUUUUUAUUAUUUUUUUUUAUAACAAAAUCAAUCAACUAAUCAAUGAACAUAUACUAGGGGUCUCCACUGAUAAAGAAAUUGAUAGCAACAUUACCAUAAUCAAAAAAGAUUGUGUCGACUUUAAUGAUCCUGAUGAUGAUUACAAAGAAACUAUUUCUGAUAACGAAUCUAACAAUUCAACCAACACACUAGAUAACGAGGAAAUAAGCGAAACAUCUAGUUAA
This is a messenger RNA of Dictyostelium purpureum, 663 nucleotides long. RefSeq lists its product as uncharacterized. NCBI's taxonomy places the organism in Eukaryota, Evosea, Eumycetozoa, Dictyosteliales, Dictyosteliaceae. The transcript is spliced from 2 exons. Bases 1 to 663 code for a protein of 220 amino acids. The record is from RefSeq and is a predicted model, not a curated record.